CCGCCCAGGCAGGGGCUCCCAUAAAGGCGCCUGUCGCUGCCCGCUAGUGGCCGCCAUUAGGGUGAGAGCUGGCAGCGACGAACGGUGGAGAACUGCUGCCCUGCACCGCGUCAUCGUGUGCAAGCUGAAGGGGACCGUCAAAUAAGGUUUUCUUUUUACUAAAAGCUGCAGCUUCGGAGAUCCUAUGGACCAGGUUAAGUGAGGACUUACCUUCUGGCCUCCAGUCUUCCUUUAAGAAUACCAAGGCUCCUAAGGGCUUUUCCACUUUCUGUUCUUCCUGCCUGGAAAAGUUGUUGCAUCUACUUAGUCUUUGCAGCUCAAUUCAAGAGUUCUUACGUGCCUACAAUCCAUUUUACAGUUUAUCUUUAGGGAACUUAGGCUUUUCCUGCUAAAACGUCAAUUUGUAUUUUAGAAAAGUAGAAAGAGUGUAAAGUGAAAGAUUGAAAUAAACCGAAGCUAAGGAAUACAUAAUGAAACAACUUUUAGUACUUGUACAGAACAAGGACAUAUAAUUGUAAAUUUUUGAAUAGCAGGAUUGGAAGUAAUUAAAAAUGUCCCUACCAAGUCGACAGACAGCUAUUGUUAACCCUCCACCACCAGAGUAUAUAAAUACUAAGAAAAAUGGGCGACUGACAAAUCAGCUACAGUAUCUACAAAAGUUUGUCCUGAAGGCUUUAUGGAAGCAUAGUUUCUCCUGGCCUUUUCAGCAACCUGUGGAUGCUGUUAAGCUAAAAUUGCCUGAUUAUUAUACCAUUAUAAAAAACCCAAUGGAUCUAAAUACAAUUAAGAAGCGUUUGGAACAUAAAUAUUACAUGAAGGCUUCAGAAUGUAUAGAAGACUUCAAUAUGAUGUUCUCAAAUUGUUAUUUAUACAACAAGCCUGGAGAUGACAUUGUUCUUAUGGCACAAGCACUAGAAAAGUUAUUUAGGCAGAAAUUAUCCCAAAUGCCACAAGAAGAACAAGUUGUGGGUGGUAAGGAAAGAAUAAAGAAAGGUACUCAACAGAAUGCAGCAGUUUCUUCUGCCAAAGAAAGACAAUGCCCUAGAGUACCAGAAAAAGUAUUUAAGCACCAAGUGCUUCCUUCUGUAUUUCCUGAAACAUCUAUCUCUCCUUUAAACAUGGCACAAGGAACUCCUCUCAACUCUACUUCACAAACAGUGACUCAAGCUACAAGGGGUGUGAAAAGGAAAGCAGAUACAACCACUCCUACAACUUCAGUAGUUAAAGCAAGUAAUGAAUCUUCCCCAAUAUUUACAGAGAAAAAAUCAGUGAAAAUGCCACCUAUAAAAGAAAAUGUGCUGAAGAAUGUUUUGCCAGAUUCUCAACAGCAAUAUAAUGUUGUAAAGAGUGUUGAAGUAACCGAACAAUUAAGGCACUGUAGUGAGAUUCUUAAAGAAUUGCUUGCAAAGAAGCACUUGUCAUAUGCAUGGCCCUUUUAUAAUCCAGUUGAUGUGAAUGCUUUGGGACUCCAUAACUACUAUGAUAUUGUAAAAAAUCCAAUGGAUCUUGGCACUAUCAAGGGAAAAAUGGACAACCAAGAAUAUAAAGAUGCAUAUGAAUUUGCUGCAGAUGUUAGAUUAAUGUUCAUGAAUUGCUACAAAUACAAUCCUCCAGAUCAUGAAGUAGUCACAAUGGCAAGAAUGCUACAGGAUGUUUUUGAAAUGCAUUUUGCAAAGAUCCCAGAUGAGCCUGUUGAAAGUAUGCCUGUAUGUUGCAUCAAAACAGAUAGCACCAAAACUUUAGAUAGAGAAAGCAGUAGUGAAGCUUCCUCUGAAGACAAUUCUUCUGGUGAUUCUGAAGAUGAACGCGUUCAGCGUCUUUCAAAACUUCAAGAGCAGCUUAAAGCUGUUCAUCAACAGCUGCAGGUUCUGUCCCAAGUACCUUUCCGUAAGCUAAAGAAAAAAAAUGAGAAGUCUAAAAGGGAAAAGAAAAAAGAAAAGGUUAAUAACAGAGAUGAAAAUCCAAGGAAAAAGUUUAAGCAAAUGAAGUUAAAGGAAAAGCCUAAGAGCAAGCAGCCAAAGAAGAGAAAACAACAGGUCAUUGCUUUGAAAUCUGAAGAUAAUGAAGAUAGUGCUAAACCUAUGAACUAUGAUGAGAAAAGGCAGUUAAGUUUGGAUAUAAACAAACUCCCUGGAGAUAAACUUGGGCGAGUUGUUCACAUAAUACAAUCACGAGAACCUUCUUUGAGAAAUUCUAAUCCUGACGAAAUAGAGAUAGACUUUGAAACCCUGAAAGCGUCAACACUAAGAGAACUUGAAAAAUAUGUGGCUGCAUGUCUAAGAAGAAGACCACUAAAACCUCAUGCAAAGAAAGUAGUGAAAUCCAAAGAAGAGCUGAAUUUGCUGAAAAAACAGGAGUUGGAAAAGCGGUUAAUGGAUGUCAAUAAUCAGUUAAAUUCUAGAAAACGUCAAACAAAAUGUGAGAAAACUCAACCACCCAAGCCCACGGCCAUGGGAAGUGGUUCCCGACUGAGUGAGACUAGCAGCAGCAGCAGCAGCAGCAGCUCAGACUCUGAAAGUAGUAGCAGCGAUUCAAGUUCUUCUGACAGCAGUGAUUCCGAAUCAGACGUGUUUCCUAAAUUUACUGGCGUAAAACAGAAUGAUUGUCCUUCUAAAGAGAAUGUAAAGCAGAUACAACCUUCUGUGCAAGAGACAAGCUCUGUGAAAACUACCCUUAUGUGUCAGACUACACACUUAUGUGGAGAACCACCAAAUCACCUCCAGUUAGCAUUUAAUCAAGAAUCUGAACAUUUACAGAAUGUGAAAAACAUACCACCUUUACAAAUUCUGCCCACCUCAGGUGAUUCUGGACAACAUUUGAAUAACCAAACUGUGACACAAUCAUCUGGUAACAAUGAUACAAUGGUGUUAGAAUCUGAAUGUCAAGCUCCUGUGCAGAAGGAUAUAAAGAUCAAGAAUGCAGAAUCCUGGAAAAGCUUAGGCAGGCCAGUGAAAACACCAGGUGUACUGAAAUCCUCAGAUGAGCUCUUCAACCAGUUUAGAAAGGCAGCAAUAGAGAAGGAAGUAAAAGCUAGAACGCAAGAACUAAGACGUAAACAACUGGAACAGAAUACAAAGGAACCAAAAGUAUUUCAAGAAAAUCAGAGGGACCGUGGCUUCACUUUAGAAUCAUUUUCUAAUAAAAUGCAAAAUAAGUGCCUUGGAGAAGUGCAAAAAGAGCAGCAGCAGUCAUUGGAAGCUCAGGAUAAAUGCAAACUCUGGCUUCUCAAAGACCGUAAUUUAGCAAGGGAAAAAGAGCAAGAGCGGAGGAGGAGAGAAGCAAUGGCUGGUACCAUUGAUAUGACUCUUCAAAGUGACAUUAUGACAAUGUUUGAAAACAACUUUGAUUAAAAUUCAGUUUUUUAAUUAGCCAUCAGAUUAAAGUAAAUGAUAAAAGAUUAAAAUGCAUAUGGUAAAAUGAUUGCUUUCAUACACCAAGAUAUCUUACAUUGUAUUUUGACUGCUCUAAAAUUAUUAAACAAUUUUCACUUGCAUUUUUUAAUAGCUAUAUGUUCUUUUUUUUUUUUUUAGGACAUAAUUUACAGGAAAUUUUACAAUUUUGGAUCCCUAGAAAUUGAAAAAAUUCCCAGAUAAUGUCAUUCAUUCUACAAAUAACUGACUGCUGUAUACUACAAACCCUUGUCUAAGCAAUGUAAAGCCCCAAAAAGUAGUUCUUGUUUAAAAAUGAAUAUAUAGAAGUGUGUCAUACAUAGUUCCUGUUGCGUUUUAACUUUUAAAGCAAAUAUUUGUCUGCCUCCAAAAUAUUUAGUACCUCUAACAAGCAACACUUGAUUUGAGUGUCAGUUUACAUAAGAUUUUCUGCUAGUUCUAUGUUGAAAUUUAAAGAAGAUAUUAUGUAUGGUUUGGAAGAUGUUAAAUUUGAGGCAAAAUAAUAAAUGUUAAUUAUGUAUGUAAGUUUCUGUCGGAACUUAUGAUAAUUUUAAGUAUUCAUAUAUGAUAGCAAUUAAUGUUUAAAUUUUUACUUAAGUACUUUUUUUAUUUAAAUCUGUAAAAUAUUUUUGUUUAGUACUUCUCAAGUUGCAAUUAUGUAUAAUGUGUCAGCUUCUUGUAUUUAAAAAUUUUCAGCUCUGAAAGUGUAAUACAAUUGACACUACUAUGAAAGCAUCUAAAGUAAAA
Talpa occidentalis (Iberian mole) is the source of this 4136-nucleotide messenger RNA. RefSeq names its product bromodomain testis associated (gene BRDT). Lineage: Eukaryota; Metazoa; Chordata; Mammalia; Eulipotyphla; Talpidae. The transcript is spliced from 20 exons. The record is from RefSeq and is a predicted model, not a curated record. Bases 552 to 3350 code for a protein of 932 amino acids. Gene Ontology annotation, cellular component: chromatin; nucleus. Gene Ontology annotation, biological process: chromatin remodeling; positive regulation of transcription elongation by RNA polymerase II.